This is a messenger RNA of Oncorhynchus kisutch (coho salmon), 3915 nucleotides long. RefSeq lists its product as uncharacterized. NCBI's taxonomy places the organism in Eukaryota, Metazoa, Chordata, Actinopteri, Salmoniformes, Salmonidae. Bases 697 to 1878 code for a protein of 393 amino acids. The transcript is spliced from 2 exons. The record is from RefSeq and is a predicted model, not a curated record. Gene Ontology annotation, molecular function: nucleic acid binding; RNA-DNA hybrid ribonuclease activity.
GUUUUAGGCUGGGUUUCUGUACAGCACUUUGAGAUAUCAGCUGAUGUACGAAGGGCUAUAUAAAUUUAUUUUAUUUGAUUUGAUGUUGUUGAGUGAAGACUCACCCCUCCUGAGAGGGGUCCCUGAAUGCCUAUGGGCAAGGGUCAAGUAUGAUUUUGGAAGAAUAAAGGGAGCUGAGCCAAUGGUAGUCACUCCUAAAGAUACCAGGUGCCCAUCUAGGGCACAGUAUCCACUCAGUAGGGAGGCAAUAGCAGGUAUUACUCCUGUUCAUGCAUCCUUGUUAGCUAAUGGUGCUUUAAUUCCCUGUCCAGAAUCACCCUAAAACACCCCUAUCUUGCCUGUUAGAAAACCUUCCGGUGAUUGGAGAUUGGUCCAGGACUUAAGGCCUGUGAACGAUGCAGUUUUUGCCUGUGCCCCGGUGGUUCCUAAUGUUACUACACUGUUGGGGGCGGUACCACCCACAGCAGAGUGGUUCUCUGUGAUUGAUUUGACAAAUGCAUUUUUCAGUAUUCCAGUGGCGCCAGAAUCUCAGUUCUGGUUUGCUUUCACGUUUCUAGGAAAGCGAUUUAUUUGGACUGUGGCUCCAAUGGGUUACGUGGAAUCCCUGCUAUUUUUUCAGCGGCUUUAGCACAAAAUCUGGAGGGUUUUAUACCCCCUGAGGGCAGCACUCUGAUUCAGUAUGUGGAUGAUUUGUUGAUGUGCUCCAGCUCAAUGGAAACUUGUGAAACUGAUACUCGGGCUCUGUUGAUAUUUCUCGCAGAGAAUGGCCACAAAGUUUCAAAGAAGCUACAGACAGUGACAACCUUUUUACAGUUGGUUUCACAAACAGUGAGGUAUUCGGGUUAUGACAUCUCUCCCAAUGGCAGGCAGCUGGGUAAAGAGUGGAUACAGGCUAUUCUCCCUGUCCCACAGCUGGUUACUAAACGACACAUUAUGUCAUUGACUGGUAUGGCAGGGUAUUGUAGGGCGUGGUUACCUGACUAUGCUGAGGUGGUGCAGCCGCUUGCUGACCUUAUUUAUGGCCACAAAAUGGCUAUGAUUGUCAAAAUUAAGUGGACACCAGAGGGACUGACUGCUCUGACCAGACUGAACCAACUCAUGACUACUUCUCCCUGUUUGGGGCUCGCUGACCAUUCUAAACCUUUUAACCUCUUUGUUUGUGAGAAAAAUGGUUUUAUGUCAUCUGUUUUAACACAGGAACAUGGAGGAAAGCAGCGCCCAGUUGGGUAUUAUUCCAAACAGCUGGACAGUGUGGCCAGAGGUCUGGUUUGUUGUUUGAGAGCUGUGGUUGCUGCCACUGAAGCUGUGUUGACUUGUGCAGACAUUGUUGCCAUUUGUGAACUCACUGAACACGUUCCUCAUGCUGUACAUGCUCUUAUUUCACAGGCAAAGACGGCCCAUCUAACACCAGCUCGACUGCUCCAUUAUCAGAAUGUUCUUCUGACAAUGUGUCAUGUGACCCUGAAGAGGUGCACAGUGUUAAAUCCUGCUACUUUGUUGCCCACAGAGGAUGAUGGAGAGCCACACGACUGUGCUGAAAUGUUGGAGCUUGUCUCUAAACCAAGGUCAGAUUUAACUGAUGUCCCUUUGCAAAAUGCACAUUUGGAACUGUUUGUAGAUGGCUCUGCUCAGCGUUCUGAGAAAGGAGAACCGUUGGUUGCGUAUGCGGUUACUACUGCCUCAACCACACUGGAAAGUGCUAAAUUACCCUCCCACCUUUCUGCUCAAGCAGCAGAACUCUUUGCACUCACCAGAGCUUGCAUAUUAGCUAGAGGCCAGUCUGCGACUAUCUAUACAGAUAGCAGAUAUGCCUUUGGUGUGGUACAUGAUUUUGGUACUCUGUGGAAACAGCGCGGCUUCCUGACCUCCUCUGGGUGAAAGCGGCUCUACCCCAGCCACUUGUGGGGAUCCUGCACAAACUGCAACUAGGUGACUGGGUGGUGGUGAAAGACCUGAGACGAAAGCAUUGGAACCAGCAGAGGUGGACCAUACCAGAUGAUGCUGAUUACCCCCACUGCUGUUCGCGUAGGUGAGAGGUCUACUUGGAUCCACGCCAACCACUGCAGGAAGGUGCCAUACUUCCCACCAGACCCUGAGGAUGGAGGACCAGAGACGCCGGAAGUCACAGACUAAAUGGCCAUGGGAGGAUCAGGCCCAGACUCUACACAUCAUGUUUCUUGCUCUGGUCUUGAGCCUUCUCAUUACAGUUGCCAUAUGGACAGUGACUCAAGGACAACCGGUCCUGGAAAGACAACAUGAUACGGACUCGACUGAUAACCGUUCAGUCCCACUGCGGGACUUAAAUAACAGCCACUCCAGCUCGAGCAGGCUCAGGACAGGAGUCCAGCAAACAAUAGCCGCUCCCAUAUCGAAAGAAGAAGAAGGUCGAUACAUCCACUGGAUUAGUAUCACAGUAGGAAUCACGAGGGAAACACUUGGUGGUCACUGCUUAACUGUACAGUAAAGACUGAACUGAUGUUAGGAAAUACCUCCUGUUAUGUAUGUAGCUUGUUUCCACAUUCAGCGAUCUCCCCAUUCUUACAGUAUUCAAUAGAGGUCAGCCUUAAUGACACUCUAUGUGCACUAGAAGUGCUCUUGUCCAAUGAGAACACAGGGGGUCAACCCUCACUAGGUAGAACACUGAGGGAUAAAUGCAUUAAUGGCAAUUUGUUAUCAACAAAAGAUUUACGGUGGGAAUUGAUCGUUCACAUUGGUGUAGUAGAAUCAUCUUAGAACCUAGAUCCCGUGUACCAGAACCUAUUCAAGUCCAACCCCGGUGAACCCCAUUUAGGACCUGUCAUUGUCAUAACCCAAGCAAUAUUUCCAUACCACAAUUUAAUGAAUCCUAUCUGGGAAUGUCAACAUGUGUCAAUUAUAGUGUUUUCCCAAUAAGAUGUAGCUGGAAGAAGGGAACAUGCAGCUCUGGAUACCCCAUUAGACUGAGGGUGGGACACACCAUUAUUGAUGCCGAAACUGACGAUUGUUCUCCUCAUCAAUUUGGCUCGGCAACAUUUACUGAUCAUUAUUGGAUUUGUGGUGAUAAAGCUAAUCUCUACCUACCCACAAAUUGGACAGGGUGCUGUAUUUUUGGUAAACUAAACAUAUCCCUUGUGGUAAUGCAUAAAACUAAAUCCUCUAUUCCAAUCAGGUUAAGACUAAUUAACUUAAGAGGGACAUCUCGCAAUCCAAUAAUGUCCCCAGUGACUCUCGACGAUCCUCGAAAUUUAAAAAGUUCUGGCGUGGUUUAAUCCCCUGGUGUGGGGCAUUGGAGAAUGCACGUGAGUUGGAUAGGCUAGGAUAUCAUUUGGAAUCCCUGGUAAAUUUGACCACUGCAGGGUUUUCUAUGAUAAGACGAAAGUUACAAGCCACUCAACUCAUGGCAACACAAAAUAGGGUGGCACUUGACAUGUUGCUAGCACGUGAAGGAGGGGUGUGUCAAAUUAUAGGAGAUCACUGUUGUACAUUCAUACCCCAGGGAGAUGACAAUUUGGAACAUUUGAAAGAGCUUAGUGGUGUUCUCGAAAGGGAACACCAGCCUGACAUCAACUGUAAUCCGUUAGGAUGGGUUCAGUCAGUGUUUGGUGCUUGGACUGCGACCAUUUUCCACUGGUUCAUCUAUGGUCUAAUAUUACUGAUUGCUUUGUUGCUAAUUAUCAUUUGUGUGAAGAAAUUGUUUAAUAAAGUGGUUGAUGUUGUUCUUACUAUGCCCUUGCUUGCAAAUGAAGUAGGUGUAGAUAAAGAAUCUGAGAUUGAUGGACGACAAUCAGGUGAACACAGUGAAAUAUUCUCACUGGACAGUGUAGAUAGAGGGGGUUCACUGUAUAUGAAUGAUUUCCCUGACCUAAUUCCUUAUUCCUAGCUAAAUCUCUGAUAGUGGGGAACCCAAUUCUAAGCAUGAGGACUUAGAGAGAUGAC